Messenger RNA from Populus trichocarpa (black cottonwood), 1210 nucleotides. Its product is annotated as bZIP transcription factor 53. Lineage: Eukaryota; Viridiplantae; Streptophyta; Magnoliopsida; Malpighiales; Salicaceae. Bases 549 to 983 code for a protein of 144 amino acids. Gene Ontology annotation, cellular component: nucleus. Gene Ontology annotation, biological process: positive regulation of DNA-templated transcription. The transcript has a single exon. The record is from RefSeq and is a predicted model, not a curated record. Gene Ontology annotation, molecular function: DNA-binding transcription factor activity; transcription cis-regulatory region binding.
UAAAAUAUAUCUUCUAACAGCUAAAUCCAGCCCUUCUUUUUCUAUAAAACCCGCACCAAACGACCUCAUUAACCUUCCUUUCUUUCGAAUUAAUUUGGGUCCUCCUAUUUUAGGGUUUCUGUUCCCCCAAUAAUCUCUCUCUCCUCCCCUCUCUGCGUUUCGUCAGCUAAGUAUUCUUCUUUCAGUGUCUCUCUAUUUUUGUUUUUAGAUCUAGAGUCUCGGAUCUAAUUUUUGGGUGAUUUCUUACUCUCGUGUUUUCUAAAAAUCCGUGCUGUUCGAUUUGGGGAUCGAAAAUUAGGGUUUUGUAAGAAGUACCAAUGUUUUUAGAAUUUCUAUGAGUUACGCUAUACUCAUGCGUCGAAUUCGGAUUCUUCACUCUUUCUCGGUUGUGUUUCUCUACUGGUUUUAUGUGUUCUCAUGAAUUAAUCCAAUUUAUUUUCUAGAUCUCGACCCCUAGGUUCUUUUUACAAUCUAAUUAUAACCGAAUUGGAUAGGUAGGUAUUGAAUUUAUUUGAUCUUGUUAGCGAAGAAUAUAGAAAUUGUAAAAAAUGUCUGCAAGGCAAGCGGCGAGCUCAGGAUCGGAUAGUGAUCCGCGAUAUGCGAAUGUCGAUGAGAGGAAAAGGAAGAGGAUGAUAUCCAACAGGGAAUCUGCGAGGCGUUCCAGGAUGAGGAAGCAGAAACAAAUGGGGGAUUUGGUCAAUGAAGUGAGCAAAUUGCAGAACGAGAACAAUCAGUUGAUGCAGGGUAUCAAUGUUGGCCAACAACGCCGCAUGGCGAUGGAGUCAGCCAACAAUGUCCUGAGGGCUCAGGCUGUGGAAUUGACUGAGAGGCUGCGGUCGUUGAACUCUGUGUUGCAGAUUGUGGAGGAUGUUAGUGGGCUCUCUAUGGAGAUACCCGAAAUACCCGAUCCUUUGUUGAAGCCGUGGCAGCUCCCCUGUUCAGUAAUGCCCAUCAUGGCAUCUGCUGAUAUGUUUCAAUAUUAGUGUUUGUGGGCCUGUUCGGUGCUUUGGUGGAAGAUGUUGUUUGUCUAUCGUCCGGGGUUCAUCUUUUGCUUGCGUGGGUCUUUAUAACAGCAUGGUUUAAUGUCUUAGGUGGAUGCUGGUAUGGUGUGUGUUUGAUAGCAGUGUGGUUUUGUCGAAGUUGUGAUGUUAUGGGUCCUGUUUGAAUUUCAAUCACUGUUUAUAAUGUAAUCAAUUUCCAAUUUGUGUCA